Penicillium verhagenii is the source of this 2157-nucleotide messenger RNA. Its product is annotated as RING finger and CHY zinc finger domain-containing protein. Bases 1 to 2157 code for a protein of 718 amino acids. The record is from RefSeq and is a predicted model, not a curated record. Lineage: Eukaryota; Fungi; Ascomycota; Eurotiomycetes; Eurotiales; Aspergillaceae. Gene Ontology annotation, biological process: protein ubiquitination; ubiquitin-dependent protein catabolic process. Gene Ontology annotation, molecular function: ubiquitin protein ligase activity; zinc ion binding. Gene Ontology annotation, cellular component: nucleus. The transcript has 3 exons.
AUGAGCAGCUUCAUCUCUUCGCUGCUGACUGACCUCGGACUUCUUACCCGCACACCUCCCCGCCACGCUCCACCGGAGUCGGAAUCUCCUCGAAGCGGACCAACAGAGUCAUCCUCACCCAGUAAUCUCAACGAACCCACCUUUCUUGACCAAAACUCCGACCGCGGAGGAACAGAAUCCAAUACCGGAGAUGCGGGGACUUUGCCCACCCCUCCUUUCUUUCCAAGCUUACCGAAAGACAUGGAUGGCCGCACUGCAGACCUGUCGGCCACUCGACCUGUGACGGACGAACUCAUACCCGGAGAACGAACCCAUGCAGCGAGCAGGACCACAUUAUUCAACAAUUCAACGGAUCAUCAACGUUUGUCUAUCCAAAAUGACGAGCCGACUGAUUUACCGAACGGGUCACCCGCUACCAACCCGAGGCCUGGACAAGAAACAAGGGACAACACUCAACAAAGCCCAAGCCCGACUUUUGAUACUGAUGAGCAGGAGAAAGUUUCAUUACCAGCGGAUGAUGGCAUGGGAUUGCUCAGGAACAAAAUCCAUGCCAUACGCGAUUUGGAUCUCGAUAACAAUGAAAAGGCACGAAGGGUGCAUUGCCUCAUGACAGAGAGCUAUAACUCCUCUCGACCAGUACCGCCAACUUCUCCAACAUUUAAUUCUCCUCGCCUGGAUGCGCCAGCAAGCCCACUUUCCCCCCGAAUAAAAUCACCAGACUCGAGCCCGGCGAGUCCGACACUCGCUGCGUCCAAUCCCCAAUAUGAAAGCCAGUUCAAUCUUACGGCCGAAGAUCUGCAGCCUACAUAUGCACCGAGAGCUGAGCCUGAAUCACCUGUGGUAGAGACAGGCGACGAGGACCCAGAUACGGAAGAGUUGGACGGGGUGCCAUUAGGUUGCCAGCACUAUAUUCGGAAUGUUAAACUCCAGUGCUUCACUUGUAAGAAAUGGUAUACUUGCCGUUUCUGCCAUGACGAGGUUGAAGACCAUCCUUUGGUUCGCCGAGAUACGCAAAAUAUGCUGUGUAUGCUGUGUGGCCAUCCUCAGCCUGCGGACCAGCACUGUAGGCAGUGUGGUGAACAGAGUGCGCAAUAUUAUUGUGAUAUUUGCAAACUCUGGGACAACGAUUGUGAGAAAAGUAUCUAUCACUGCAAUGAUUGUGGUAUAUGUCGGAUUGGCCAGGGGCUUGGGAAGGACUUCUUCCACUGCAAGACUUGCUGCGUCUGUCUGCCCAUUUCGAUCGAGGACACACAUCGGUGUAUUGAAAGAUCGACCCAAUGUGAUUGCCCCAUCUGUGGCGACUAUAUGUUCACCUCCCCAGAAACAGUGGUAGUGAUGCGAUGUGGCCAUAGCAUUCAUCAUAAAUGCCUAGGAGAAUACUCGAAAAGCUCUUUUCGCUGUCCAAUCUGUAACAAGACUAUCACCAACAUGGAAUCGACGUUCAGAAAUCUGGAUCGCACAAUCGAGAGCCAGCCCAUGCCUGACGAGUUCAAGGACACCAAAGGUCUCAUUUAUUGUAACGAUUGCAGCGCGAAAUCAGUCGUUCAAUACCACUGGCUUGGUUUGAAAUGUGAUUUGUGCGAGUCUUACAACACAGCGCAGAUACGAUUACUGCAUGGAGACGUAUCUGCGGUACUUGCGGACGAGGGUGUCAGUGAAUCCACCCCGCCACCGCGGACACGAUCAUCAUCCUUGAAUGCAAGUGAGGAGCCGACAACGUCAUUGAGAGCACUUCACCUCAACACGAACCCAGUAUCUGAGUCACGACUCAGUGUACCAACACCCAUUGGACUCGAGCAGCGCUUUGUUUCCUACAAUAUGACCCACGGCCGUGCGGUUUCCCCGGUUGUCAGUAACUAUUUUGGCCUCCCCCGGGAACGAGAAUCCGAGAAACCUUCAUCUUCGCCCUUCUUUGGAGGACCAUCGCGAACAGACAAUGAGACAGAUUAUGGUGCUUUCAAUUAUCUUAGCAAGAAGCUUCGAGAUCGCUAUGGAUUCCUCGCCGGCGAUACAUCAGCCGAGGGCCCCUCAGGAAUCGAUGAAGAGGAUGAGGCAGAAUCCUCGGACGGUUCGGCAUCAGAUGGUGAGGAGGAUGAAGAGGAGGAUGACGAGGAGGAGGAAGAUGAUGAGUAUAUGGACAUUUUCGGUCACCGAUAA